Molecule: messenger RNA, 1039 nt
Organism: Etheostoma cragini (Arkansas darter)
Lineage: Eukaryota; Metazoa; Chordata; Actinopteri; Perciformes; Percidae
Gene: igflr1
Product: IGF-like family receptor 1
Exons: 6
Coding region: 35-850 (271 amino acids)
Source: RefSeq, a predicted model, not a curated record
UUUUAUUGUUUUUUUUUAACAAUACCUACAGGAUAUGGAAUCACCCCUAACUGUGGCAUCGGUGAUGACGGAUCUAUACACGAUGUUGAGCACAAAAGGUGCCAAGCCAAUACGUUUAACGAUGGCAGCGGUCCACAUUGUAAACCUUGCACAUUGUGUCCGGUCGGGUUUAACAUUUCGAGCCCGUGCACCACGACUACUGACACUAAGUGCGAAGAUCCAAGGUACGAACACAGUGAGGAUGACGCUGAUUCCAACAAACCGAGGAUCCAGCUUGAAACCAAAUGAAGCUAAUACUCCCCUGUCUCCAGAUCCAGUUAUUCUUGAUUCAGGCCUGCUGUGGGCAGUACCGUUGGUGACGCUUGUUUCCAUCUUGCUUGUGUUAGCUGCUGGUCUCAUCUACAUGAAGAGGAAAAGAGUCCAGCACACGGUAUUGACCUAUAGCAGAAGAUCAUCAUACGUCAAUUCAGGGUUCUCUCCUCUGUCUGCCCCACCUGGUAACAAUGAUCUGGAGGAGAUUCUGAGUCCCAACAUUCUGUCAGCACCUUUACAGACAGUGCUAGACAAGCUGGAUGUUUUAGAAGAGCUGGUGAUUCUGUUGGAUCCAGAAAGCCAGGGAGUAAAAAACACCAAACAUCUGGCGUCUCUUUGCUCCUUUCCUGCCACCUGGAUUACUUACACCUACUCGAUGAAGGAGAGUAAGAGCCCUCUAAAAGCUGUGUUGGAGGGAGUCACCAGCAGGCACCCUGACUUGACAGUAGGGUACCUGGCUAAGCUGCUCAAACGUAUGGAGCGCAAUGAUGCCAUCGCUGUUCUCGGGAAACUAGGACAGGAUGUGAUGCAGGUGUAAUAUUCAUUCCACCUGUGAAUGCAAGAAAAGCCUUUUACUGCAGGCUUUGGACUGCAGCUGUUACUCUAAACAUUUCUGUGGAAUCCACAAAGAAAUGAUGGAAAAGUGUGGAAAAGGCGGAAGCUUGUCAAACAGAUCUGUAGUUAGACAAAGGAAAAGUAUGGGGAGAGAGUGAUUCAAUGCACACAA